Messenger RNA from Aphidius gifuensis, 1426 nucleotides. RefSeq names its product translocating chain-associated membrane protein 1 (gene TRAM). The record is from RefSeq and is a predicted model, not a curated record. Lineage: Eukaryota; Metazoa; Arthropoda; Insecta; Hymenoptera; Braconidae. Gene Ontology annotation, molecular function: sphingosine N-acyltransferase activity. Bases 224 to 1363 code for a protein of 379 amino acids. Gene Ontology annotation, cellular component: endoplasmic reticulum membrane. The transcript is spliced from 4 exons. Gene Ontology annotation, biological process: ceramide biosynthetic process; SRP-dependent cotranslational protein targeting to membrane, translocation; protein insertion into ER membrane.
UGACAAAUGCAGGCAAAUGUGUUGGUUAAAUAUACGUACACAAAAUACUGUCAUUACAUUGAAAAAAAAAAAAGAAAAAGUAGGAGAUAUAACAGUAAAAAUAUCCACGAUAUCCACACACAAUUUUAGUAUCACAUCAUUACUCUGCGUCAAAAUAAUCGUGCCGGUUGUGUUGUCUACAUUGCUCCAAAUAAUAUUUGAUUAAUUAAUUUAACUAAUCAAUAUGGUUGCAAUUAAAGGAAGAAAAACAACAAAUAAAAAUCCUCCAAUAUUAAGCCAUGAAUUUGUCAUUCAAAAUCAUGCUGAUAUUGUUUCAUGUGUUGCAAUGGUAUUCGUUGUUGGUCUGAUGAUCCAGAUAACAUCACCAUUUGCAUAUACAUUCAUUGCACUUCAACACAAUGCAACUGAUAAUACUGAAACAAAUGGACCAUGGCAACCAUUAAAAUACACAACUGGAUGGAAAGACAAUUGUGCAAUAUUUUUUUAUUUUUUAAUAACAAUUGUAAUGCAUGCUGUUGUACAAGAAUAUGUACUUGAUAAAUUAUCGAAACGUUUACAUUUAAGUAAAAUUAAAUUAUCAAAAUUCAAUGAAUCAAGUCAACUUUUGGUAUUUUAUAUUAUAUCAGCAUUAUGGGGUAUUGAUAUUAUCAUGAGAGAUAAUCUUCUUAUUGAUAUACCAUCAUUAUGGAACAGUUAUCCAAUGUUAAUGUCAUUUUCAAUGAAACUUUACUUCAUUGGACAAAUUGCAUACUGGUUACACAAUUAUCCAGAACUUUAUUUUCAACGUAUUAAACGUGAAAAUAUGAGUUUUAUGAUUUUAUUAUCAACUGUUGGAUUUUUAUUUACAACUGCUGGAUAUAUUUUUAACUUUCAACAAAUCACUGUUAUUUUGUUGGUACUACAUUUUAUUGGUGAUGCUUUGCAACAUGGAGCUAGACUUGUACACAUUGUUUAUCGUCAAGAACAAACUACCAAGACUGCAUUCUUCAUGGCAAACAGUGCUUAUAUUGCUGUUCGUGUAUUGACAUUGAUUAUUGCUGCUGUGUAUUAUGUUUAUGGAUUGAGCCAAAUAUCAGAUAAUCUUGAUUAUGAAAUUGGUGUAUUUAAUCAUCCAGCUGUUAGAUUUUCAGCAUUUGGUCUUGUUGCUUUGUUGCAAGCUUAUCUUGUUUAUAAAUUUGUUAAACGUCAACGUCAACGUGCCAAGGAAGCACGUGGUACCAUUGUUACUAAAGUUAAAUCAAAGAAUUUAAGAGUAAACAGAAAAAAAGAUAAAAAAGCUGCAUCUGAAGAUGAUGAUUUACCAGAAGUUGAUCAAGCUACUCAGAAAAAUUUACGAUCAAGAACAUCUGUUAAAGCUAAAUAAUUCAUACAGCUAAUUUAUUUAUUUUCUUUUUUUUCUUUUUUUUUUUUACAAGGCUGAUUUCAU